UUGCACUCGUAGUUUUUAAGGUUCGCCUCACCGACACAGCGGAAACGCAACACUUCAGGCACCGCCUCCAAGAUGGCGGCGCCCAGUGGUUAGAGCUGUGACUUGCCUCUGCUGGGCUUCGAAAUAAAGCGUUGCUAGUAUUUUCGGACUAUGGAUCCGCCUGGGUUUACGGCCUCUCUGGUGGGGCUGCUGGAACUUUGGGGGACUCAUAAGCUGGAGAGUGGCUAGAUGAAAUUGAAGUUUGCAUUUUACAAAAGUGACUCUGCCAUCAGUGUAGAAGUGGCAAGGAGCACUGCAGGACAGGCUGGUGGGGUAGCAGGUGUCUCUGUUGACUUGAUAUUAUUUCCUCUGGAUACCAUUAAAACGAGGCUGCAGAGUCCGCAAGGAUUUAAUAAGGCUGGUGGUUUUCGUGGAAUAUAUGCUGGCAUUCCUUCUGCUGCUAUUGGAUCCUUUCCUAAUGCUUCUGCCUUUUUUAUCACCUAUGAAUAUGUGAAAUGGUUCUUGCACGCUGAUUCAUCUUCGUAUCUGAUGCCUGUGAAACAUAUGUUGGCUGCCUCUGCUGGAGAAGUGGUUGCCUGCCUGAUUCGAGUUCCUUCUGAAGUAGUUAAGCAGAGGGCACAGGUUUCUGCUUCUUCAAGAACAUUUCAGAUUUUCUCACACAUUUUAUAUCAAGAGGGCAUCCGAGGACUGUAUCGAGGCUACACAAGCACAGUUUUGAGAGAGAUUCCUUUCUCAUUGGUCCAGUUUCCCUUAUGGGAGUCCUUAAAAGCCCUCUGGUCCUGGAGGCAGGAUCGCAUGGUGGAUUCUUGGCAGUCAGCAGUCUGUGGAGCUUUUGCAGGUGGAUUCGCAGCUAUGGUCACCACACCUCUGGAUGUGGCGAAAACAAGAAUCAUGUUGGCGAAGGCUGGUUCCAGCACCGCUAGUGGGAAUGUCCUCUCUGUCCUGCAUGAGGUCUGGCGGAUGCAGGGAUUGUCAGGAUUAUUUGCAGGUGUCUUCCCUCGAAUGGCAGCCAUCAGUCUGGGAGGUUUCAUCUUUCUUGGUGCUUAUGACCAAACUCGCAGCUUGCUGUUGAAACUUGGCAAAGAGAGCCCAUGAAUCCCACGGCCCUCCAUCCCCUUCUUUCAUGAAGGGGCCAUGCUGUGAGAGCUGAUCCAGUCCAGCGAGCAGCUGUUCAGCCAUCUAAACCACAGAACACAGUGCUGAAAUCCAGCUCUGCAGAAUACGACAUGGAGAACUUGUUUUCUGUGCUAUAGGCUGGCUGGAAUGAGGUCAUCAGCCUAUUUGCCAGAAAGAGAGAAAACAAUGUCCAUAGAGGUACUCUGAAUAAUUUUCUCAGAACCACUUAAUAAAUAAGUUUGGUGAUGCUGA
Molecule: messenger RNA, 1368 nt
Organism: Phyllostomus hastatus (greater spear-nosed bat)
Lineage: Eukaryota; Metazoa; Chordata; Mammalia; Chiroptera; Phyllostomidae
Gene: SLC25A26
Product: solute carrier family 25 member 26
Exons: 11
Coding region: 229-1095 (288 amino acids)
Biological process (GO): transmembrane transport
Cellular component (GO): mitochondrial inner membrane
Molecular function (GO): S-adenosyl-L-methionine transmembrane transporter activity
Source: RefSeq, a predicted model, not a curated record